AUGGGGAGAAAUUCUAUCAUCUUCUUCAUUAUUAGUACUCUCCUAUUCACAAUUAGGGUUUCAUCUGCGAGACCCGUAACUGCUAACUCCGACCAAGUUCCACCGACCGGAGAAUUCAAUGAAUUCAAUACCGGUGGCCUCAGUCGUGAAAGCUUUCCCGAUGGCUUCGUUUUCGGAACAGCAACUUCUGCUUAUCAAGUAGAAGGCAUGGCCAAUCAAGGAGGUCGUGGACCAUGCAUUUGGGAUACUUUUGUUAAAAUUCCAGGAAUGGAAGCCGAGGGUGCUAAUGCAGAUGUCGCGGUUGAUCAAUAUCAUCGAUAUAAAGAGGAUAUAGAUUUAUUGAAAAAUUUAAAUUUCGAAGCUUAUAGAUUUUCAAUUUCAUGGUCCAGGAUCUUCCCAAAUGGAACCGGAGCAAUUAAUCAAGAAGGGGUUGAUUAUUAUAAUAGAUUGAUCAAUUACAUGGUUGAGAAAGGCAUUACACCAUAUGUUAAUUUAUAUCAUUACGAUCUUCCGCAAGCACUUCAAGAUAAGUACUUGGGAUUGUUGAAUCGUCAAGUUGUGAAGGAUUUUACGGAUUAUGCAGAGUUUUGUUUUAUGACAUUUGGAGAUAGGGUUAAGAAUUGGUUAACAUUCAACGAGCCUCGAGUGAUAGCCCAACUUGGACACGAUGAUGGAUCGCAUGCACCGGGGAGAUGCUCUAAACCUUAUGGAAAUUGUUCUGAAGGGAACUCUGGUACAGAACCUUAUAUUGUAGCUCAUAAUAUACUCUUGUCUCAUGCAUCCGCGGUUCAAAAAUAUAGAGAAGAGUAUCAGGGAGUGCAAGGUGGACGCAUUGGAAUUGUAUUAGAUUUUACUUGGUAUCAACCUCUUACCAGAGGAAAAGCCGAUAAUUAUGCUGCCCAACGAGCUAGAGAUUUUAAUAUCGGAUGGUUUUUACAUCCCAUAACUUAUGGUGAGUAUCCUCGAACCCUUCAAGAAAUUGUUGACGAACGACUUCCAAAAUUUACAAAAGAAGAAGUUAAAAUGGUGAAGGGCUCAAUAGAUUUUGUUGGAAUUAACCAUUACACGUCAAAUUAUGUCUAUUACGAUGCCAACCGACCUAAACCAGAGGUUCUUGCUUACAAUAUGGAUUGGAACGCUUCAUUUGCAUAUGGAAAGAAUGGUGUUCCUAUUGGCCCAAGGGCUCACUCUUCUUGGUUAUACAAUGUGCCGUCGGGAAUUUACAACGUGAUCAUGUACGUAAAGGAGCGAUACGGCAAUCCAUCUAUGAUAGUGUCCGAGAAUGGAAUGGAUGAUCCAGGGAAUGUUACUCUUGUUGAUGGUUUGUAUGACAAUCAUAGGAUUGAUUAUUAUAGGACAUAUUUGAGCAAUUUAAAGAACGCGGUUGAUGAUGGUGCAAAUGUUAAAGCCUAUUUUGCUUGGUCAUUACUUGACAACUUUGAAUGGAGACUCGGCUACACGUCCAGAUUUGGAAUUGUCUAUGUUGACCAUAAGACCCUUGAUCGAUAUCCUAAGAUGUCCGCGUAUUGGUUCAAACAGCUAUGCCAGAAGACUAUCAAGCACUAG
Molecule: messenger RNA, 1566 nt
Organism: Impatiens glandulifera
Lineage: Eukaryota; Viridiplantae; Streptophyta; Magnoliopsida; Ericales; Balsaminaceae
Product: beta-glucosidase 44-like
Exons: 11
Coding region: 1-1566 (521 amino acids)
Biological process (GO): carbohydrate metabolic process
Molecular function (GO): beta-glucosidase activity
Source: RefSeq, a predicted model, not a curated record